AUGUCGAAAGCAUCUCUCACCGGAAAGCGGCCUGGCAUCUUGCCAGAGACGAGCUCGGCGUCCGCUCAUCCGACUCACGCGAAGUCGCUCUCUUGGCAAGUCAAGCUGGGUCUCGCCGCCUUGGUCGCACUUGCAUGGCUGUGCUUCGACACACGCGGACACCGCUUCCGCAAGCACAACCCUGCCCCCGUGCUACCAACUGACCAUGACGGCCGCCACGGGUGGGCGAGCUUUCCCCGCAAGGACGAUCCUUUUCAUUUCCUGCCUUGCACCAAUGAGACGCUGCCGCCACCGCGCCUGGAGGACCCAUAUCCGCUCGAAUCGUGGAAGCAGCUCUACCAGCCUGACCCGACUCGGUGGCUUCGGGGUGAGACAAACGAACAGUCGCUCUACCUCUGUGGCUGGCUGGAUGUGCCUCUCGACUACACCAACGCCUCUGAUCCGCGAGUCGCUCGUCUUGCUAUCAAUCGUUUCCAGCUAGAUCCUCUCCCUUCGAAUCGUACUCUUGUUGUCCAUCCCGGGGGAGGUGAAUCCGGUACUCAAUUUGUCUUGUCCGAAGGCGAACUAAUAUCUGAAGAGCGCUCGAACAAAACCUUUGACGUGCUGGGCUGGGAUCCCCGCGGGGCACUCGCAUCCCAACCCUUAAUCUCGUGCUUUCCCCACAAUGCAGAUCGCGAUCGUUGGAAGCUGCUCACCACUCGAUCCUACAAGGAAGGCGACCCACGACAGAACAUGCUUGUAGCAGAUGCUAUGAACGAAGCCGUGUUCAAAGCAUGCCAAGCAAGAUACGGCGACGUUGCUGGCAUGCUCACCAUCGCCUUUGUGGCACGUGACCUCGAGGAGAUCCGUGGAGCCAUACAAGAGGAUCAGCUCAACGGCUACUUCGUCAGUUAUGGCACAGAGAUCGCACAAACUUACGUCAACAUGUUUCCUCACAGAGUCGGUCGGCUCGUUCUUGACGGUAACCUCUACGCGCGCAAUGAUAGGCUCUUGGCCGGUUUCGGGACAUCAGGACUCGACAAUGUCACCAAUUCCUACCAUGAUGGAUUCCUUGGCGAAUGCGUAGAUGCUGGACCGGAGAACUGCGCCCUUGCUCAACCACUCCAGCAAGGCGAUCCUUUGGUCACAAAGCAAGACCUCAUCGACGUACUGCAGCACCUCUUCGCGCGCCUCCUUCAUCGACCCAUUGCAGGAUACACCGACAAGUCCGGUCCAGUCAUCAUCACGUACUCUCAGCUUGUCAAGGUUCUUCUCCUGGCCUUGCACGAUCCUUUCACGUGGGACGAUCUCGCAGCUGCACUGUACGAGCUGCUUCGCGGCGAUGCCACGCUGAUCUCCCAACAGCUAGAUACAUGGGAUUACGACCCUGCACAGCCAGCUUUGCCGUCCCCAGAUCAUGCACAGCUCGAGAUGAUGAUUCUCGCCAUUUGCUCAGAUCAGUACGACAGCCCCUUGCCUGCCGGAUACGAUGUCGACACCAAUGGCGAGCAGUGGUAUCUCGACAUAUGGAGACAAUUGACGCAUCAAGCAGAGAUCGGAGCAGAUCGAGGCUUUUUAUGGAUGCUUGCGUGUCGUCAUUGGAACUCGACUUUCGCUCCACCCAAGGAAGUGUAUCGUGGAGAUCUGAACCACACUUUGUCGAAUCCUUUGCUGCUCAUUGGAACGACCUACGAUCCAGCUACGCCAUUGCGCAACGCACGAAUGUUGCUGCAAGAGAUGGGUGACAAUGCAAGGUUGAUCGUGCAUCACGGUUACGGUCAUCUAUCUGACGACAAGAGCACUUGUACCGAAAGGAUGGUUAGAUCCUAUCUGAUGGAUGGGAUUGUGCCCCAGCAGCAAGAGACGCAUUGCUUUGCCGAUCAGAAGCCGUACAGGUACGACAACAAUAUGCGCAACCGCUCCUUGUCGCAAGUCAAUGCGCCUCUCAACACUUGUUGCGAACGCGAGCAUACAGUGCGUGCCGAAAGUGAUCAAAUAAAUUUGUGA
Sporisorium graminicola is the source of this 1986-nucleotide messenger RNA. RefSeq lists its product as uncharacterized. The transcript has a single exon. The coding region runs from base 1 to 1986 and encodes 661 amino acids. Lineage: Eukaryota; Fungi; Basidiomycota; Ustilaginomycetes; Ustilaginales; Ustilaginaceae. The record is from RefSeq and is a predicted model, not a curated record.